GUUCGGAGCAAGUCGUGGAGGUCCUCUUCCUCCAAAGAAAUUUGGUAAUCCGGGAGAACGUUUACGUAAGAAAAAAUGGGAUUUAAAUGAACUACCCAAGUUUGAGAAGAAUUUUUACGUGGAACAUCCAGAAGUGGCCAGGCUUACUCCGUAUGAAGUAGAAGAAUUGAGAAGAAAGAAGGAGAUAACGAUUCGAGGAAUGGAGGGCUGUCCCAAGCCUGUGUUUGCCUUCCACCAGUGUAGCUUUCCACAGUAUGUGAUGGAUGCCUUGAUGGACCAGAACUUCACAGAACCCACUCCAAUUCAGUGCCAAGGCUUUCCACUAGCCCUCAGUGGUCGUGAUAUGGUGGGCAUUGCGCAGACUGGCUCUGGGAAGACACUAGCAUACUUGUUGCCUGCAAUUGUUCACAUCAACCACCAGCCAUAUUUGGAGAGAGGGGACGGCCCAAUUUGUCUGGUUCUAGCACCUACUAGAGAGCUGGCCCAGCAAGUGCAGCAGGUCGCUGAUGAUUAUGGCAAGUGCUCAAGACUCAAGAGUACCUGCAUAUAUGGAGGAGCACCCAAAGGUCCCCAAAUCAGAGAUCUAGAAAGAGGUGUGGAGAUCUGCAUUGCUACACCAGGUCGCUUGAUUGACUUCCUUGAGGCGGGAAAGACCAACCUUCGUCGGUGUACGUACCUGGUGCUGGAUGAAGCAGACAGGAUGUUGGACAUGGGAUUUGAACCCCAAAUUCGUAAAAUUGUUGACCAGAUAAGGCCCGACAGACAGACUCUGAUGUGGAGUGCCACCUGGCCAAAAGAAGUGCGCCAGCUUGCUGAGGACUUCCUGCAGGACUAUGUUCAGAUCAACGUGGGAAACUUGGAGCUGAGUGCCAACCACAAUAUCCUGCAGAUAGUGGAUGUAUGCAUGGAAAGCGAGAAAGACCAUAAGCUGAUACAACUGAUGGAAGAAAUCAUGGCAGAGAAGGAAAACAAGACUAUCAUCUUUGUGGAGACAAAGAGACGAUGUGAUGAUCUCACUCGAAGGAUGCGCAGAGAUGGUUGGCCCGCUAUGUGUAUCCAUGGAGACAAGAGUCAGCCAGAAAGAGAUUGGGUGCUUAAUGAGUUUCGUUCUGGAAAGGCUCCUAUCCUCAUUGCUACCGACGUUGCAUCUCGUGGGCUAGACGUGGAAGAUGUUAAAUUUGUGAUAAACUACGACUAUCCGAACAGCUCUGAAGAUUAUGUGCAUCGUAUUGGCCGUACCGCACGUAGUACCAACAAAGGUACUGCCUACACCUUCUUCACGCCAGGAAACCUGAAACAAGCCAGGGAGCUUAUCAAAGUGUUGGAAGAAGCCAAUCAAGCCAUCAACCCAAAGCUGAUGCAGCUUGUGGACCACAGAGGAGGAGGAGGUGGUGGUGGAGGAGGUCGUUCUCGUUACCGAACGAGCAGUUCAGUAAACAACCCUAACCUGAUGUACCAGGAGGAGUGUGACAGGAGGCUCCGGGGAGUGAAAGAGGGCCGGAGAGACUCAGGUGGCUUCAGAGACCGUGAGCGUGGUGACAGUUAUGCCAACGGAGCCAACAAGACCUAUGGCAGUGCCUACGGAAGCCCAAAUUCUGCUUUUGGGGCAGCACAGAGCCAGUAUGGUUACACUCAAGGGAGCUAUGGAGCA
Molecule: messenger RNA, 1651 nt
Organism: Tauraco erythrolophus (red-crested turaco)
Lineage: Eukaryota; Metazoa; Chordata; Aves; Musophagiformes; Musophagidae
Source: RefSeq, a predicted model, not a curated record